Molecule: messenger RNA, 9555 nt
Organism: Mastomys coucha (southern multimammate mouse)
Lineage: Eukaryota; Metazoa; Chordata; Mammalia; Rodentia; Muridae
Gene: Wdr87
Product: WD repeat domain 87
Exons: 8
Coding region: 520-9555 (3011 amino acids)
Molecular function (GO): protein binding
Source: RefSeq, a predicted model, not a curated record
UCUCCUUUCUCCUAGGCUCGUCCGCCUUCUCUCUCUGCUCGCGGAACCUUUCGCUGUCCCUCUCCGCGGGGCGGGAGUCUACGACUCCGAGCCUGUGAGCCUGGGGAGGGGCGGGAAGACUGGAGCAGUGCGCUAGACCCCCUUCGGCGCUGGGCGGAGCGGGACGGCGGCGGCGCGCCCUCGCGCACGCGCGCUCUCCGGCCGACCGGAUCGCUGGGGGUCCCCCUUCGGGGCGGGGGUCGGAGGACUUCUUUUCCCACCCCCUUUUGGAACGCGUGCGCGUGCCACCGUGCACACGCGCUCGCCCUGGUUGCCCCGAUCAAUCCGCCAGGUGCGGGGCUACGGGACUAACCGUUCUGUGAGUGGGGGUCCUCCCACAUCGUCUUCAGCGUAGCUUCCCAGGUCCCCUCUAGGUCUGUUCGUCUACACAGGAGCUCCGGGGUGCCGCAGAGCUCGCUGUCCCUGACACAGGUCUGCAAGCAACAAUCCUAAGGAGGACCAGGGGAAAACCAGGCCAGGAUGGCUUCUUCCAGGAUCAUUCCCAAGUGGAAUGAUUUUUUUAGGCUUGUGAAUGACACCAUUCACAAAAGCAAGAAAUCCAGAGUGGAGGAACAGAGUGAAGUAAUUGUGUUGACUGACCGAGCCCAGAUACUGUUCAAAGAAUCCCGCUCUCCUCUCCCUAUGCCGACCAUAUGCCAUUACUUCAUUGAGGCCCACUUCUUUGCCUCUCUCUCCUGGGUGUCGUCCUACAUAAAAGAAACACUGGCUGUAGUGUGGAUGAAAAACAAGACUGACGACAUGGUUGAAAAGAGAACAUUUCCGAUGUUGGAGCGACUACGGCCUGUCCAGGCAAUGGUGCACACAGGCAACCUUCAUCUCAUUGUGGCCUACUGUGGCGACAUGAUCCUGAGGCUCUUUGGGGACCAUUUUAAGGCAUUCAAAUCCAUGUGUACUGUGCCCUGCCGCUUUGACAUCACCUGCCUCUGUUUUGAUCCAGAAACAAAGAUGCUUCUGUCCGGCAUCCUGGGGGGAGUGGUCACCUGGAUCAUUGAACAAACUGGCAAGGGCCUCCACAUGCUGCAAAUCUUUCCCAUCCCUGGUGACGAGAUGGUCCAAAGCAUUGUCCUGAAUGGCCCGAAAGGCUGCAUCAUGGCCCUGUGUGAAUGUACUCUGAGAGUCCUUGAACACCAGGGCCAGGGUCAACUGGGAGAGUCACAGAGGUUCGUAGCCACUAACUGCAGCUCUCCCAUCACCUGCUGCUUCACAAGCUUUGAGGAGAACCUUCUCUACGCUGGGAACAAGGCUGGAGAGGUCUAUGUAUGGACCCACCUUCAAAGCCAGUCUCUCCACAGCUUCAGAGCCCAUCCCACAUUAGUGGUAUGCAUACAGAGCCGGUCAGAGGCCCACACCCUGCUGACAGCUGGGAGGGAAGGCACACUCAAAGAAUGGAACCUCACUUCAGGGAGCCUGCUCAGGCACCUGGAACUUGGCAAGGAGCUCUAUGGCCUCCAGUUUAUUGACAACACUACUUUCUUCUGCCAAACAACGCAUCAGUUUUCCUUGCACCGCCUGCCCAGCUUCUACAGCCUCUUCAAUGUCUGUGGUUCCGUCCCUCAGCAGUUACGUCGAGUCCGCUAUAGGGACAACUGCUUCCGGAUCCUAUGUGCCACUGAGGAUGGCCUGUUGCGCUUUGUGUCUCCUGUAACAGGGGAUCUUCUGCUUAUCACUUGGCCUUUAUCAGUCCUCGACCAUGCUGUGGACUGGGCCUUCGAUCCAGGUAACGAGGAGCUUUUUGUAGCAGCAGGCACCUCAGAGGUGCUAGUGUUUGACACAAGCCGCAACCCUUGCCCAGUCAAGUAUCUCCUGUGUACCUCACCGGAUACUCAGGACUUCGUCCAGUGCCUGGCUUAUGGGAAUUUCCACCUGGGCCGGGGGCUGGAAGGCCUGAUAUUCUCUGGGCAUCAGAGCGGUAUGAUAAGAGUGCUUUCCCAGCACAGCUGUGCCAGAAUUGAGAAAAUUGUUCACUUUGGGGCCGUCCUGGCUCUGUCAGUAUUCUGUGGGAGGCUUUCGACUACCCAAGAAAACUCUUUGCUCUGUUCCUAUGGGGUAGAUGACUACAUACAAUUGUCAGAAGCUGUGUUGACGGGGAGCCGAUUACAGCUUAGGAUCCUGGCUUGCAUUCUCAGCAGCUGCCCACUAAAACACCUGGUCCUCCUACCAAAAGCUGUAGGUGCCAUUACGGAUACCAACUGCCUACGGCUCUGGAAGUUCCAUGAUUUUAUGGCCUUCGGGUCAAGGCAAGGCACCAAAUUUAUAGAAACAUUGCCUCUACACCAGUGUGCCAUCACCUCCUUUGAUGUCUGCUUGUCCCUGAGUAUUUUUGUCACAGGUGGUUCAGACGGCACCGUUCGCAUCUGGGAUUUUCAGGGUAAACUUAUGGCCAUGCUGGACUCGUCCCUGCACUUUGGGCCACUCUGCUUCGCCAAUGACCGGGCCGACCUGCUUGUGACUUUCAACCAGAGUAUAUAUCUGGUGUCUUGCUUACAACUCUUAUCCCCAUCCGUACUUGCUCGUGUUGCCCUUCUGACCAUAACCGAUGACAUAGUGGAAAUCCCCAAACCUUUCAUGCCAAGCUUCUUUUUUUCUUUUGAGACCUUAUUUGUGCCUAAGUAUAGCUACCAGGGCCUACGGAAACAGGACCUCGAAGGCCUAGUAAACCUUUCCAAUAGGCGGGCUAUUGCCUUUGAUCAUAACGUGCCACAUGUCAUAGAAGAAGAAGAUGAUGGCAGCACUGUGUUACUGGCCACUUCCCGGUAUGCUUUUUCGGAGGAAAGGGAGCUGCUGAGUGAGUUUGAUAAGCAACCCCAAACUCACUAUGUGAUUCCUCCCCAGUUGCAGUUGACUGCCUGGGACGGACUGAACCCCUAUCAGAUACUGCGAUGCUACUUCGGACACGGGAAGAAAUGGCUUCUUGCUCCUGAUUGCUACAUCCCUAACUCAGUGAUCCGUGCCCGUCUUUGGCCAGAGGGCAGUCCAAUAUUCCUCAAGUGCAGCCUGCACCCACCCCAGCGGGAUCUGGAAUGGGAGAAGGGUCAGCCAUUCUUCUUCUGGCAGAGCAAGGUAAAAGCUCCGAGUGAAGUAGACGAAACACCACAGAAAGAGGAUGAAGGUUUCCUAGAAACGAGAUUAACCAAGGACAUCACUUACAGCGUCCUCAUCGAUGCAACAAAACGCAGCUGGCUGGGGAAGAAGAUAAGCGAUGUGGCUCUUAGCAGCCUGAUCGAGACAAUCCUCAACAUCAUGGUCCAUGCCAACCCACUGAAAUACCAGUGCUGUGUUGGUGCAUUAGGACAAAUCUUUGCCUCUUACCAGGUGUCUCCAGCUCUGCGCUCGGAGACGGCGCACCGUCUGCUGGAUGACACAACCCAUUCCAACCCACUUGUCCGAGAACUAGCCUGGGAGGGGCUGAAGCGCCUAGGCAUGAUCACUCAUCUCUUUGCCUUGCCUCUGACCCAGGGAUUGUUGGACAAGGAUCAAAGAGUGAGGAACAAGGCCUUAACCCUAAUGCCCAAUACUGGAGUCGAUUCAAAGAGCUCACUGUUAGCUCUGAUCCAGAAGCCAAGCAUUUUCCAGGAGUUGCAGCAAGAGAUGAUUGGGGAGGAGUCCCUGGACCAUCUUCUGGGGCUGCGGCCCAUAGACAUUCAAACCCUCAUUACUCAAAUAGAGCUGCGAUUAAAUGAUAACCUGUCAAUGAGUAAAAGAGAUAAGGUUGAUUUCUCUUUGGAAAUCCCGGGGUCUUCUGCACCUAGUCAGACCAUCUCCUUGCUCCUACUUCCCCCAGCUCCUGAAGUACUUCAAACCAAGCCCAUCAAAAGCCAAAGACAGAUCCGCUCAGCGGGCAGAAAACGGGCCCGGAAAAUAUUGCGAGGCCUCAGAAAGUUCAAAGAGAAACUGCAGAAACACGAGGAGAUAACUGAUCAGGAUGAGGCAGAAGCAGCCCAGGCAGACCUCAAAACAGUCCACUCCAGGACUUCUUCUGGUAGCCUACUCAAGAGCCCCAAAGAGGUUGAAAUUUCCGAGAAAGAUAUCUUGAAGGAACACAUUUCCGUGGCCAUGAGACUGAGGAAAAGGCUCCACCGAAGAGCCACAGACAAAAAAGACAAGAAAGCUCACAAGCUCCGCAAGCCCAGGAAGAAGAAGAAAGAGGUCGGAGCCAUAGCUGUAGCUGCGCCCGAGGAAAUUUUGCCUCCUGUAAUGGCCGAACCUUCUCCUCCACCUCCACCAUCACCACCACCACCACCACCGAGGAAGAGAAUUCACAGAAUUUCUGGACGGGGUGUUGGGGGAAGGCCUGGUAGGAUUCUGUCUCCAGACAGUGAAUGGCGGGAUGAUCUCUGUCAGCUCACAAACCUGAGGAUAGCUGAUUCUCAACCACAGAUGAUGGAUGAUCUAAAUGCUGAGCUAGUGGCUACUGCUACUGAGGUCCUGGCAGGAAAGUAUCCGAGCUGGGAACUCUUUACGGAACUAUGCCCCUUAUUGGGCAAAAAAGAGAUUGAGGCUGAGGCUGAGGCUGAGGCUAAGGCUGAGGCUGAGGCUGAGGCUGAGGCUGAGGCUGAGGCUGAGGCUGAGGCUGAGGCUGAGGCUGAGGCCCAGGCCGAGGCCGAGGCUAGGGAAGAAGCCUGGCAAGAGGGAGAACCAGUUUUUAUCAAAGAAGCAACUAGAGAGGGUAUGGAUGUCACAGGUCAGACAAGAGCCACAGAGGUGCCAGAGGCUGGAGAGGAAAGACUAGAAAAAGAAGAGAGACCACAGGAGGUGGAGCAAGAGACCCAAGAAGAGGACAAAAAGAAGGAAGUUGCUUUCUUAGGACCAGAGGAUGUAGUCAAAGGGAAGCAGAGACCCAGGAAGGGAUGGAAAGCUAGGAUGAUGGCUAAGCAGGAGAAAAUGAGAGAAGAUGAAAGAACAGAAGAGGCUGUCUCUGCAGAAGAGCUGGCUGUGACUGUGAAGUCAGAGGAAAUGGCUGAAGAAGGAGAAGAAGGAGAAGAAAGAAGAAGAGAAGGAAGAAGAGGAACAUGGGAAGAAGAGGAAGGAGCAGAGAGGGGGGAGGAGGAGCAAAUGAUUGAACGAAAAGAAACAAUAGCAGAGGCAGUUGAGAGAAAGCUGUCUUGGGUGGAGUGGAAGAGGUCUUGGAAUGAAUGGCAGAGGGUCCAGACUCGGAGGGCAGUGCUUUGGGAAGAAUGGAAGAAAGAAUGUGAUAAGAAGCAUUUUGAAGAACUGGAGAGACUCCAGGCGAAAAGAGAGCUGCCACCAAGUGCAGAAGUAGAGGAACCAGAGAAGAAAAUGCUGAAAUGGGAUGAAUGGAGAGAGGUCUGGGAAAAGGUAUCAAAGACCAGAACUGAGAAAGAAUUGGAUUUAGGGGAACUGCUGUCCAAGGAAGGGGAGGAAGGGGAGGAAGGGGAGGAAGAGGAAGAAGAGGAAGAAGAAGAGAUAGAGGAAGAGGAAGAGAUAGGUGAAGAGGAAGAGAUAGAGGAAGAGGAAGCAGAGGACAGAAAGGUCCUCAGAAGAGAGAGGAAACGGAUCCAUGUGGCACAGAGACAAGCCAGGGCAGAGUGGAAACAAGCCCAAGCUGUGAGACUAAAAGCCAGAGAGAGGAGGCUGCUCGCACAGGAAGAGGAGAAACUUGCACAGGAAGAGAAAAUACUAGCCCAGGAGAAGAGAAAACUGGCUCAAGAACAUGUGAAAAGGGCUACCAGGGGUGGAAAAUUGGCCCACAUAGAUAUGACCCUUGGAGAGAAAGAGAACUUUCUGGGCCAACAAGAGGAAAUUUUAAGCCAUGAAGCAGAGCUACUGGCCCAGAAAAAAAAGAAGCUAGCCAGAAAUCUAGAGACAAUAGCUCAUGAAGAAGAAAAAAUCGCAAAAAAAAUAAAUAAAGUGGGAGAAGUGAAAGCAGUGUUGGCUCAGAAAAUAGAAACCGUGAUGGAAAAAGAAAAGAAUCUGGUCUUAGAGGAAAAGCAGGUGAAAGAGGAAGCCAAGAACCUGGAGUUGGACAGAAGGGAGCUAGCUCUGAAAGAAGACGAACUGUACGAGGACAUAGAAAAACUGGCCGAGAAAAUGAAGGCUCUGGCUAAGGAGGAGGAGAUGCUGGCCUUGUAUGAGAAGAAUUUGUCAUUGAAGGAGCAGAUGCUGGCCCAGGAGGAAGAGCAGCAGAUGGAGGAAGAGAAAAGACUGGCCUGGAAGAAAGACAGAACGCCUGAAGAGGUGGAGAGUCUAAGGGAGAGGAGAGAGAAACUGAGGGAGAAGAAAGAGAGACAGGCCCAGGAGAAAGAGAGAAUGGCCCAGAGAAAGACAGAACUCCAAGAAAAGAAAACAAGACUGGCCCAGGUGGAAGAAAGUCUAGGCCAGGAGAAGCACAUGCUGUCUCUGGAAAAAGAAAGACUGGCCGAAAGGGAAAAGGUUCUUCGGGAGAAGGAAAAAAAGCUCCUCAAGGGGAAGGAGCAAUUACAGGACAUAAAAGGCAAACUGGAGACAUACAAGGAGAAGCUGAUUAACUUAAGUAAGAAGCUGACGGAGGAGAAGAAUGUCUUUGUGGUGAAGAAAGAGAGGCUGGCUGCCACAGAGAAGAAGUUGGAGCUGGCAGAUGUGCUUUUGGCAGAGAAGCAAAGGAAGCUGUCCGUGGCAAAAGUAAAGUUAGCUGAGGAGAUCAUAGACAUCAUCCAGAAUGGCCAACUUAUCAGAGAAGAGGCUGAGAUCAUUAAAGAAGGGGAGCAGCUGGCCUGCGAAAUGAAAAGGGUGGCCAAGGAGAAGAUGAAGCUGGUGGGAGAGUCAGAGAAGGCCCCCAGGACUGAGGCGGAGGAAGCCAUCUUAAGGAGGAAGAGGCUGGCCGUGCAUGAGGUAGAUCUAAUGAAGAGGAGAGUGUCGAUGGAGGAGAAAAUUCUAGCAUAUGAAGACAGACUGUUGGCCACAGAGGAAAAGGAUGCUGCCAGAGAGAGUCUGGAGCUUACCAGAGAACAGAGGAUACAUGCCCAUGAAGAAAGGAAAUUAGCCAAAGCUAGCAGGAAACUGGAUAGAGAGAAGAGUGUUUCCAAGGAGCCUGCAGAGACUAGAAAAGCCUUAAAGGCACUUCAAAAUAUAGUUAACAAAGCAAGGAAACUGACACAGAAAGAAACAAAGAUGAUAAAGAUAAAACAGUCACUGCUAGCUAAGGAGGCCAGGCUAAGUGUGGAGGAGGAGAGACUUGACAUUAAGGAGUUGGAUGCCGUAGAAGAACAACCAGAGAUAAUCUUAGAGGAGAGGAAGCUAGCUAAGAUGCAAAGACAUCUGGCCAUGCAGAUGAGAAGGCUGAGAACCCAAGAGCAGAGAAUGGCUGAGGAAGAAGGGGAAUUUGACCGGGAACCAAUAUGGCACAAGGAGGAGGAGGAGGAGGAGGAGGAACAGGAGGAAGAGAGGAAGGAGGAGGAACAGGAGGAGGAGGAGGAACAGGAGGAGGAAGGGAAGGAGGAAGAACAGGAGGAGGAAGGGAAGGAGGAAGCACUAUUCUUUAAAAGUCCAUGGAUUAGGAGAAAAGGCUUCAUGGGGAUUCUUCCUGGAAUGGAAAAGUUUUACAGCCUAUUAGAACCCAUAGAACAGAAAGAGAAAAUUUCUCAGGACAUAGAAAGCCUGUUGAAAGAAAAGGAGAAGGAAAAAGAGGCAGGAUGGGAGGAGGAAGAGGAGGAGGAAGAGGAAGAAGAAGAAGAGGAGGAAGAGGAAGAAGAAGAGGAGGAGGAAGAGGAAGAGGAAGAGGAACAGAAAGAGGAAAAAGAACAAGUGCAGGAAGAGGAAAGGGAGGAGAAAGGAGAAGAGGAGAUAAAAAAAGAAGAGAAAAAGAUGGAAAAGGAGGUUCAUGAGGAGGAAGAAGAAGAAGAGGAAAAGGAGGAAGAGACUGAGGAAAGCUCAAGUGAGGAGGAGGUGAAAAGUGUAGGCCACAUAGAAGAGGAAGAGGAGAAACACUUAUGGGAAGAAGAGAGGAAGGAAGAAGAGAAAAAAAAGAAAAAAAGAGAAAAGCCAAAGAUAGAAAGAAAGAUGGUCUUUCAGAAACGGGAAAUGUUCCCUCAAGCAAUCCCUGAGAUCAGAGGGAGCACUAUAAAGCUGAGCAGCUCUCUUGGGAAAUUGGCCCCAUUACCUGAGGAUAUGGAACCAGAAGCAAAACAGAUAUCCAGGGAAGAGGAGGCCAGAGUGUCCGAGAUACCCACAAUAACACCCAUGAUAUCCCUGAGGACAACGGUGAUGGAUAAAGAGAGGGAGCUGAUGGAGAAAUAUAAACUGGAACCCCUACGCCUUCUGGAGGUGAUCUUAGAGUAUGAAAUAGCAGGCAUGAUCACGCCAUUCACGUCUCGGAUGGUUAGAAGGGCCACAGAAGCUCACAGACUCCAUCUCAAAACGAAGUGGUUUCUGCAGCAUCAUCCUUCUCUGGCAGGACCAAGGAGACGGCUACAUCUCCCCAAGAUCUUGGCAGAGGAACGAUACUCAAAGAUCGGGGUAUCGGACGUUGAGUGGCUGCAUGGCAUCUUGAAACAGAUGGAGGCAGGAGAAGAGCUUCCCAGAUACAGUUUCCACAGACUGUGCCAACUCCUCAAAGACCUAACCGAGUCGGGAGACCUGCAGUGGCUGCACCUGGCAGUACUUGAAGCCAUUGUGCACCGUCACAAGCAGAUUGUGGAUUCAAGAUCUUCAAAACCUAGUAGAGAACCUAUGAGUCCCAAACAUCUGAAAGUGAUUCCUCCCAUAAAGGGAAGGGAACAGGAUGGCUGGCUGGAGCCUUCAGCUGUCCCCAUGCCAGGGUCAUUAGCUACCAAAAGGGUUACAGACCCAAAGGUUAUACACUGGCAUCUUCUAGGAGAGCCACACAGAAGUACACGGCUGCAGCAGUUAUCCAGUGCUCUGGGUGAAAUGGAGACACAGUCUUUUGAUCUUACUACAAGAGACAUUUUGACCGAUGUUCAUUCUUCCAUAAACAAUCAGACCCUGGCACUGAUGUUUCAAAAGGACUUUGGGGAUCUUAAAAGUAAAAGCAGGUAUCCCAAACUGCCUAAGUUGGAGAAAAAGCCUAUCUCCAAAAAAAAGGAGGAGGUACCUCCAUGGGAGACAUUUGUGGCGCUCUACCAUGUUUUGCGGAUGCUACAGCAGCGGUAUGCCAAAGACAGGGCUACUUGGAUGGAAAAGUUUUACCAGCUCAUGGACCUAUACCAGAUUAAGUCUCCUGGAAUCCAGAGGCUGCUGCUGGACCUGCUCCUGACUAAAGAGCCCCAGUCCCAAGAGUUCAUCUCCAAAGAGACUGUGGAGGAAAAGGAGCUGAUGCCAGGGGAACGGCUACUGUACUGCUUGGUUUGUGGUGGCUCCCACCCCCCAAAAAUGCCCCUGGGGUUCCGGAAUGUCAUACCCCUCCCUGAACAGAAUAACGUGCAUACCAUCAGUCCCAAGGGCAUUACCAAGUAUGGAAUCCUCGAACUUGCCUGGAAGAGCCUGCCCCAAGCUGACAUUCACCUCAGGAAAGAGUCCCAUGUCAUUGUUCCCAUUCCCUAG